GCUCCGCGGCUAUUGUUUGUUUUGGACAUUCUUGCCAUGAUAUUUGUUUAAAUAGAGAUAAAAUCUCCGUGAAAUCUGCCCUAAAUGGCAUAUGCCAGCAUGACGGAGGCGCGCAUUCGCCCACGCCAAGUGCUGGUGCUCAUCAUAGUCUUCCUCAUCGUGCUCAAGCUUGUCCACCACAACGGGAAGCACACCUGCCAGGGCCCAGAGUACCUGCAGGCCGUGUAUGCCCAGCAAGAGGCGGACACGUUGCCCCACAUCUACGCCAUAACGCCGACGUACUCACGGCCAGCCCAGAAAGCGGAAUUGACCAGGCUUUCGCACCUGUUCAUGCUGCUGCCCAACCUGCACUGGAUCAUUGUGGAGGACUCCAACAUUACCACUCCGCUGGUGCGCAGUCUCCUGCAACGGGCGGGGCUGGAGAAGCGAUCCACGCAGCUGAACAUCAAGACGCCUCCCGAGUUCAAGCUGCAGGGCAAGGAUCCCAACUGGAUUAAGCCACGAGGCGUCGAGCAGCGCAACCUGGCGCUGGCCUGGCUGCGCACCCACGUGGAUGUGGAUCGACAUGCCAUUGUCUUCUUCAUGGAUGACGACAACUCCUAUUCCACGGAACUUUUCGUCGAGAUGACGAAAAUCAAGCCCGGCCACGUCGGCGUCUGGCCCGUCGGCCUGGUGGGCGGCCUGAUGGUGGAACGUCCCAUACUCAACGAGGACAAUACACAGGUGGUGGGCUUCAAUGCUGCCUGGCGGCCGGAGCGCCCUUUCCCCAUCGACAUGGCCGCUUUCGCUAUCAGCAUGGAUCUGUUCAUCAAGAACCCGCAGGCCGUCUUCUCCUACGAGGUGCAGCGUGGUUACCAGGAGAGCGAGAUUCUGCGACACCUCACCACGAGACAACAGCUGCAACCGCUGGCCAACUCCUGCCGGGACGUGCUCGUCUGGCACACGCGUACCGAAAAGACGAAGCUCACCUCCGAGGAUGCCCUCCAGCGCCAGGGGAAGCGCUCUGAUUCCGGCAUUGAGGUCUAGCCUAGCUCUUGCCCACCCGUCUCGCCUGUACAUACUUGUCACGCAACUGUUCCUCGUCCCGUUACUCAAUGCCUCAACUUAGUGAAUUUAUUGAACGUAUUUUUUUGCCCAGAAUGUAUUAACCAGAGAUUUUCCUAUCCUAUAUACUCGUAAUUGCAAGGCUUCGCUCCUUGCAUCCAAAUUCAAAGCAAAGCUUCGGCUCCCUUGCUGCUCUGUAUAAUAGUUGUACAAUGCUCAAAUACAAUUUGUAACAUAUGUAUCUAA
Messenger RNA from Drosophila subobscura, 1290 nucleotides. RefSeq names its product galactosylgalactosylxylosylprotein 3-beta-glucuronosyltransferase I (gene GlcAT-I). The transcript has 2 exons. The record is from RefSeq and is a predicted model, not a curated record. Gene Ontology annotation, biological process: chondroitin sulfate proteoglycan biosynthetic process; carbohydrate metabolic process. Gene Ontology annotation, cellular component: Golgi membrane. Bases 85 to 1026 code for a protein of 313 amino acids. NCBI's taxonomy places the organism in Eukaryota, Metazoa, Arthropoda, Insecta, Diptera, Drosophilidae. Gene Ontology annotation, molecular function: galactosylgalactosylxylosylprotein 3-beta-glucuronosyltransferase activity.